GGAAGCUUUGUGACACUUCUUUAUUUCUUCAGUGGAAAAAAAAACUGCGCGAGUUCCUCCUCCUCGUCAUUGCACAUCAACAACAAAUAAAACCUCCAGCCUUUUUACCAGUAUCAAACGCAUCACUACAACUUUCCUCAAUUUUUCUACCACUGAUCUUAAAUGAACUAUCCGCUUUAGUAUUUUUGAGAACGACGUGUACAACUAGAAUCUAUCACUCGUGCAUACCAAAAAACGCCUUCAUUCUCUUUAUUUUUCGCGAUUUAUUUUAUUCUUUCCGAUCAAAAAUAAAACUAAGAACCGUUUUUGCACUUAGAACGCUUUAUACUGACUUCUCGUCUCUAUAUCGUUGUAUACCCAGCGAAACCGAAACCGAAAGUGCCACUUGAUAUAGUACUCGUGUCGAUUUUGAUUCAAAAGAAGGACAGAGUAGAGAAAUCGAACUGAGAUGAAAUUGAAAAUGGGUUCUCAACAUCUCGCGAGCAAUCUGUUCCUUUUCGCGGCAGGGUAUUGUUCCUUCUUCCUGGGAGCAGUCAACGUUUCCCACGCCUUGCAGCUGCAGUCCGGAGUAGGCAGAGGAGGCGGUCGUGGAGCCUCCACCAAUCGCGGCCGCGUAGGAAGUAAUCGUCGCAACUACAAUUCUGGAAACAACAACGGCCAGGAGCAGGGGGCAAUAAACCAGCUACACAACGACCAAGGGGACGACGAUGAAAACGGCGCGGCAAUGGCAAUCCAGCACCAGCCACCGGUCCAAUUUUUCAUUCCCAGCGGGACUGACGACGAUUGGGGAGACUUCGCUGAUUGGCAGGCUGCUGCAGCGGCCGCAGCGCAACAACAGCAAGGGGGCCAGCAAGAUCAAGAUGCUCCGAUGUUGGGCGUCGCGGCGCAGCCUGCUGACCGUGAAGAGCAGCAGGAAGCUUUGGCGCAACUUGGUCCCCGCGGAUCAUCAUUCGGUGCUGCUGUUGGGGCUGGUGCAGGAGCUUCUUCAGGACCCGCGGCGGCCUCUUCUAGUAGUUCCUCGCAAGAACAUGGUCCUCCAGGCAUGAUGAAUUUUUUCGGCAGGAGCUCCUCAUCCUGGGCAGGUGGUCCAGGUUCUUCCUCCUCCAGUUCCGGCGCAGCGUCCUCAUCCACCACCCCUUGGCACAUGAUGCCCGCAGGAGCCGGUAGUUCUAUUACAAUGAAAAAUGCCCCCACCCCCAGCUUGGCAGCAUCUGUAUUGCAAACCUUUCCAACAGAAACACUCCCCGUCGUGCAUAUCUCAGCAUCACAAAUUUUCCAUUCUGAAUAGGUCAAAUUUGUGUUGCGAAGUAGCCCAACAGCAGCCGGAUCUGUUAUGCACAAGGCACCUUGCGCACCCAGAUUCUGCAUCAGAAACGCUCGCAAUUCUUUUAUGCAAGACAAAAAGCUUUCAUUUGGAAAAUUUGCAUGACAAACUUCUGCAAAUUCCGGGGUGGGAGCAUUUUUCACUAUAAUAACUUCGUCCUUUUCUUCCUCAUCUUCUUCCGGGGCCGCGCUGGUAAAUAACUUCCCCGGAGGGCGUCCAUUUCACAGUAGUUUUCUUCAUCCAGAAAACACCACCACGACCUCCACCCGGCCGGCCCCGGGAUCGCCUGGAAGCCCUGGCGAGGAUACAACUACCGGACAAGCGAGAAAGAGGUUGGUGAGGAACGACGUCCGAGAUCCGUCCACGCCUAUGAUCAUACCAGGACUCCACCGCGAUCGCAACGCAAAAUGGCGAGAUGGACUGGGAUGCCGACCGGGCCAAGAGCAAGGCCUACAACUUCCAGGUAGUUCUACUUCCAUGGGGCCGUUGGCAGAAGGACCCAGUGGCGCAGAUGUUGAGGUUGGCGGCGGCGCUUUUGUCUCGGUCGGCGCCCCCAUGCCGGAUUUUAUCGUGACGGACGAUGCUAUACAGGAGGUGUUGUACGAAACUUUUCGCACCGACGAAGCCCUCUGGCAAGCCUACAUUCACUACUUCCCCAAUCACAACUCCUAUUGGCUUAUCCUGAGUAAAAACGUACCCACACCAGAGUUGUAAUGCAGAUUUGCAAAGACAGGAAGACUUGUAACGCGCAACCCCAUGAGAGCCAUUUCCAAUCGUGUUUUGGAAUUUGUGAUGCUGUGAACAGGAUGAGCAGAUGGAUCUGUGAUGCGGCUGCACAUGCUAACCUGCACUACACUGCAGAGCGCAACUUGUCAUGCGUGACGCACAAAACUCCUAGGUUUGUGUUGCAAAAUCCCCAUCCUGACUCUGGUGUGGGUACGUUUUUACUCAGGAUAUGGGUCGGAUGUAAUUUAACGCAGGAAGGUGAUGUAACAGCCCUCGGUCGUUUCCCGGAACUGCAAGAAGAGCACCGAGAGCCUCUGAACAUCCUCUACGGCUGGCUCGACGACGCGCUGGGUCGUCACGGGCGGGCGGGCCACAGACAGGGAAGGGGCGGGCAAGUCCUUCAAUACAUGUAUUUGAAUUUGCAAAGGUUGCUGCGGUGGAACACGCAAAACCACGCACGACUGGACCAUGACGCAAUGACGCAAGCAUACGAAGAACAUAUCAAAUGCAAAUUAAUCGAUCUGGGAGGUCUGGAAAACAAGUCGCGCAACGUCUGUCAAAUGCACGUCUUGCUUCAGCUACGAGGAGAUCAUCUGUGAUGUGUGGUUUAGCAUCACAGAUUCUACUUUGAGGACCUUUUUUUUCAAAGUGCCUAAAAAUUCGCAGGAGAAAUGCCACCUCCGCGUAGCGAAAAUUGGAUUCCUCUUGCUGCUCACGCAAUACAGAACUUUUUAGAACCCAAAGGCAGCAUUUUUAGCAGUUGCAAUUUUCCAGACUGCACCCAGAUAUUAUAUUUGCAGCGCAUACAACAUCAACAGCAGCAGCGACGACGUGAUGGAGGGAACGAUGGCCCUGGAGGAAAUAACGGGCCGUCAGGCCCCCUGCCGGAGGUGUGA
Messenger RNA from Amoebophrya sp. A120, 2946 nucleotides. The record is from the annotation of a GenBank genome assembly. Lineage: Eukaryota; Dinophyceae; Syndiniales; Amoebophryaceae.